AUGUAUCACGGCUACCCAUCGCGCCGUCGGUCACUCGUAGGCGACGCCAAGUUUGAAACGGUUAAGAAUCGAGAGGCGAAACUCAAUUGGCUUCAGGAGAGCCGAGACAUCUCGGAGGACAAUGAGUUGUCCGAAGAAGAGGUUCUUGUGGUGAAUGAGUUCGCCGACGAUAACUCGUUGGCCUCUAAGCCGUCAAACAUAUUGAUUGAUCUAAAAGAGGGCGGGUUUUCGAGUUUACCCAAAAUCAUCAGGAUCAUUGAGGCAUGUAAAGGCAAUAUCGAGCACUUGGAGAGCCGCAAGAGUAUGGACUCGGAGGCGGCGGUGGCCGCGAAGGCAUCGGCGGUGGAUCUAUUCAUGAGUGUUCACAUCUCAAGCAAUGGUUUAUUGCAUUUGAUUAAAUCCGUGCGACAAAACAGUUUGGCUGAAGUGACUCUACUCAGGGAAAAACAUAUUAGCGUUAAG
Molecule: messenger RNA, 462 nt
Organism: Medioppia subpectinata
Lineage: Eukaryota; Metazoa; Arthropoda; Arachnida; Sarcoptiformes; Oppiidae
Source: the annotation of a GenBank genome assembly